AUGGCCGACCGCGGGAGGUCGCCGCGACGCGACUACUCGCCCCGGCGCGAGCGCGGGCGGGACCGCGAUGACCGCCGGGGCCGCGGGGCGCACGACCGAGACAGGGACGCUGACCGGCGGCGCGGGCGCGAUGAGGGUGAGCGCGGGUACGACCGGCGCGGCGACGAACGGCGCGGCGACGAACGGCGCCGGCGCCGCAGCCGGAGUCGCAGCCGGAGCCGGGAGCGCGAGCGGCGGGACCGCGACCGCGAGCGGCGGUACGACGGGGAGGUGUACGGGAACUCCCCCGCGCGCCAGGAGCCACGUCAGUACGACGGCGUGGUGUACGGGGCCGCGGCGCGGGCGGCGGGGGGACGCGGACGCGGGGACUCGCGCGGCCGCGAGGGCUCCCGGGGCCCGAAGGAGGCGGCCCCGGCCCCUGACGCAGGCGCCCAGGCGGACCUGACCCAGAUCGACGUCGACGGCGAGGACCCCGAGGCGGCGAUGGCGGCGAUGGCGGCGGCGAUGGGCCUCCCGGUCGGGUUCGAUACGACGCAGGACAAGGACCACACGGCGACGGACGCGAGCGCGGUGCACCGCAAGACCACGCGGACGGCGCGGCAGUACAUGAACCGCAAGGGCGGGUUCAACCGGGACCUGCCCGCGGAACGCACGGGCGAGAAGGUGCGCAAGGAGGGGCUGCGCCUCGCGUAG
Messenger RNA from Pedinophyceae sp. YPF-701, 693 nucleotides. The record is from the annotation of a GenBank genome assembly. Lineage: Eukaryota; Viridiplantae; Chlorophyta; Pedinophyceae.